Messenger RNA from Drosophila mauritiana, 391 nucleotides. RefSeq lists its product as uncharacterized. The transcript is spliced from 2 exons. The record is from RefSeq and is a predicted model, not a curated record. Lineage: Eukaryota; Metazoa; Arthropoda; Insecta; Diptera; Drosophilidae. The coding region runs from base 24 to 347 and encodes 107 amino acids.
CACACAGUUUGCUCAAGUUAGUCAUGUCGUUAGCUGUAUUGACUUUUCUAGUACUCUGUGGAUUUUCCUUUUUGGGGCAGCAUCAGGCAGUUGCUGACUGCGGUGCAGAAACAGCCGAUCUCUGGAAGGAUGAUACGGAUUUGGACGAAGGAAGUUGCAGUAGAACCACGUUAAAUAAUGAUGGGGAAGAUUCAUUUGAAAAUGUUCAGGUUAUAAAAGAAUCAAAAAAGGAAGUGAAAAACAAUGAGGACGCAAAUUCGGAAGUUGAGUUACCACUAUUUCAGAAUAUAUUAAAGAUAUUCAAGUUUAUAUGGCAGGUGCUGAGUAUUUGGAUAAAUUGGAAGUAAUAAAGGCGAUAAGGCGUAUCUGCUCACAGAUCCUGCAAAUUAAA